AUGGCACCUCUCGGAGAGCAACUGGUGGAUCAGCUUAAGGGCACCGUCGACAAGCUCGAGGCUCGCGUUGCCGAGCUCGAGGCCCGUCUUCACGGCAAGGCUCAGAGCUCUGCCUCGUCCUCGUCCAGCGAUGAGAGCAUGAGAAUCAUCCUGAUGGGUCCCCCCGGUGCCGGCAAGGGUACCCAGGCCCCCAAGAUCAAGGAGAAGUACUGUGUCUGCCACUUGGCUACCGGUGACAUGCUCCGCGCCCAGGUUGCAAAGAAGACCGAGUUGGGCAGACAGGCCAAGAAGAUCAUGGACCAGGGCGGUCUCGUCAGCGACGAGAUCAUGAUUGGCAUGAUCAAGAGCGAGCUCGAGAACAACCCUGAGUGCAAGUCUGGUUUCAUUCUCGACGGUUUCCCUCGCACCGUCGCCCAGGCCGAGCGCCUUGACGACAUGCUCAAGGCCCGCCAGCAGUCGCUCAAGCACGCCGUUGAGCUCCGCAUCGACGACGAGCUGCUCGUCUCUCGUAUCACCGGUCGUCUCGUCCACCCCGCUUCCGGCCGUUCUUACCACAAGAUCUUCAACCCUCCCCAGAAGGCCAUGACCGACGACAUCACUGGCGAGCCCCUCGUCCAGCGUGCCGACGACAACGAGGCUACCCUCAAGAAGCGUCUGGCUACCUACCACGACCAGACUUCGCCCGUCAUCUCCUACUACCAGAAGACCAACAUCUGGAGAGGCAUUGACGCCAGCCAAGAGCCCGGAGCCGUGUGGAAGAGCAUCCUGGGUGUCUUUGAGAAGGGCGGCAACGGUAACAUCCCUGCUUCGGGCAGCCUUCUCCAGAAGAUUGGUCUCCAGAAGUAG
Molecule: messenger RNA, 846 nt
Organism: Aureobasidium melanogenum CBS 110374
Lineage: Eukaryota; Fungi; Ascomycota; Dothideomycetes; Dothideales; Saccotheciaceae
Product: adenylate kinase
Exons: 3
Coding region: 1-846 (281 amino acids)
Biological process (GO): ADP biosynthetic process
Cellular component (GO): cytoplasm; mitochondrion
Molecular function (GO): AMP kinase activity; ATP binding
Source: RefSeq, a predicted model, not a curated record